UAUGAAGAGCUGCAGGUCACAGCAGGCAGGCACGGGGACGACCUGCGCUCCACCAAGCAGGAGAUCGCUGAGAUCAACCGCAUGAUCCAGAGGCUGAGAUCUGAGAUCGACCACGUGAAGAAGCAGUGCGCCAGCCUGCAGGCUGCCAUUGCUGAUGCCGAGCAGCGUGGGGAGAUGGCCCUCAAGGAUGCCAGGGGCAAGCUGGAAGGGCUGGAGGACGCGCUGCAGAAGGCCAAGCAGGACAUGGCUAGGCUGCUGAAGGAGUACCAGGAGCUCAUGAAUGUCAAGCUGGCCCUGGAUGUGGAGAUCGCCACCUACAGGAAGCUGCUGGAGGGGGAGGAGUGCAGGUUGAAUGGUGAAGGCGUUGGACCAGUCAACAUCUCUGUGGUGCAGUCCACUGUGUCCAGCGGCUAUGGCAGUGCAGGAGGCGCCAGCAGCAGCUUAGGCCUGGGAGGAGGCAGCAGCUACUCCUACAGCAGCAGCCAAGGCCUUGGAGGUGGCUUCAGUUCUGGCAGUGGCGUCAGCCGUGGCCUCAGCUCCUCGGGUGGCAGCUCCUCCACCAUCAAGUACACCACCACCUCGUCCAGCAGGAAGAGCUACAGGCACUGAAGCCCCUCACCCCAGAUCCCUGCCUAGAGCCCUGUGCUCAGGUGCUAUUCCUGCUGGUCUCCCAGCUCUGCUCU
Messenger RNA from Psammomys obesus (fat sand rat), 683 nucleotides. Its product is annotated as keratin, type II cytoskeletal 6A. Lineage: Eukaryota; Metazoa; Chordata; Mammalia; Rodentia; Muridae. The record is from RefSeq and is a predicted model, not a curated record. Gene Ontology annotation, biological process: intermediate filament organization; keratinization. The transcript has 4 exons. Gene Ontology annotation, cellular component: keratin filament. Gene Ontology annotation, molecular function: structural constituent of skin epidermis. The annotation marks the transcript as partial.